Entrophospora candida is the source of this 3099-nucleotide messenger RNA. The record is from the annotation of a GenBank genome assembly. Lineage: Eukaryota; Fungi; Glomeromycota; Glomeromycetes; Entrophosporales; Entrophosporaceae.
AUGUCUUUAAAAGCAUCACCAAUUAGACGUUCAUCAAAUGGAUUAUCAUCAUCACAUCGAUCGAGAAUAAUGAUGAAUUCAUUCACUUAUGUUGCACCUCCAUCAUCAACACCAACAAAUACCACAACUACUACAAAUGGAGAACCAUUAAAAAUAGGUAGGUCAAUAAAUAAAAGUACAACACCUUCAGAAACAAAUGGAUUUUUUGACAGUAAGGUUUUGUCAAGAUCUCAUGCAGAAAUUUGGUUUGAGAAAUUUUGUGUUUGUGGCAACGGUUGUGGGGGUAAUUGUGAUGGGAAUGGAAUUAUUAAUGGUGUUGGGGGAGAAGUUGGAGGAAAGGUUUAUAUUAAGGAUUUGAAAUCAAGUAAUGGAACUUUUGUCAAUGGUAAAAAAAUUGAAGCUGAUAAUGGUGAAUGUGAGAUUGUGGAAUUGAAUAAUAAAGAUUUGCUUAAACGCAACAGCAUGCCUAAAUCAUUAUCAAAAAGUAUUAGCAAUGAUUUAUCAAUUUUUGAUAUAGUGGAGAGAGAAUUGAAUUUUGCGAGGCAGGAUUCACACAACCUAACUCAUUUAAAUAAUAUGUUGGAUGACGUUAAUCACAAACUUGAAGAUUAUACGGUUAUUCUAAGUCAACAAGAUCAACAAAACCAAUAUAAAAUAAUACAAAAAUCAUAUCAAGAUUUACAUGAGCUUUUCACCAAAACUAUUCAAGGACACGAAGAAGAAAAACGACUAAUAAUUUUGAGUUAUACUAAACAAAUGGAUGAAAUAUUGAAAGAACAUAAUGUAUUAAAAGAAAAUUGUAACGAUCUGAUGGAAAUAAUUAACAGUAAUGAAAGGGAAUAUGAAAAUAAUCAUUAUGCAAAGGAAAUAAUGAUAAAGACAAAUGAAUCAGAAAAAUAUAAUACAGCUACUAAAAAACAAUUGCAAGAAGAACAAAAGAAUGGUGGUAAUAAUAAUAAUAAUUACAAUUAUCAGCAAUUAUUACUGAAUAAAGAAAAAGAAUUUGUUGAUUUAUCAAAUAAACUUGAUUUGACUACCAAAGAUUAUAAUCAGAUGAAAGAAAACUUUGAUAUAACCAUAAAAAGAAUACGCAACAAAAUUAUUAAAUCAAAAAAAGAUGAGACGAAAAUUUUAGAAAAAGAAAAAUCAGCCAAUCUUGGAAUUGGCAUUACUGAUAUUGCCGAUAUUGGAAUUGUUGGUGGGAAUAAUAUUAAACAUUUCAAACAAAAAUCUGAACCAAUCAAAGAUUCUGAAUGGACAAACGAUGAAUUCAGUGAUCAUGACAAUAAUGUUGUUGAUGAUGAUCACAAGAAAUCUAAUAAUUCUGAGGAUUUAGAAUCAUCGGAUAAUCAUUGCGCGGAAGAAGCAGAAGUUGGUGGUGAUAAUGACGACGAUAGCGAAGAAUUUGAUAAUGAUGGAAUGUUGAGUUCAGGGAAAAAAAAUUGCAAAAUACAAAAAGUUGUUGAUAUGGAAAAUUCGGAUGUAAAUUUAAUACGUUUGUGGCAUUCCACUUCAGAAUUUAUAACUGGUGAAUUAUCAAGAUAUCAUAUAAGUUUUGAUUCAUCAAUACAUCAACCAAGCACAGCAUGGCCACCAAAAUUCUUAUCGGUAAAAGUUGCAAAUAUAAAACCGAUAGUAUAUAGGUCAUUUUCUUUAUUUGCUCCUCAUAAUAUUUCAGUUUCUUGCUUAGAAACUUCAAAAUUAAAAAAAAAUCGUGGUGUUGGUUUCAAACCAGCUUUAAAAUUAGGAGGAGUAUGGCGUUUUCAAUUAGAAUUGAUCGAUGAUAAUGAUGGAGAUGGGAGGAGGAGGACGAAAGGAGACUGGACGUUAGAUAUAAUUAGCGAAAUCAUCAGGAGCCCCAAUUCAAUUAAAUAUGAAAUUUCUAUUUUUGCAGAAAUACCUGAAAAUGCAACGAUUGAAGAUGAAUUUAAAAUCUUUGAAGCGAAUUAUAAUAAAACAAUAAAGAAAGGCAAAAGUGUCACUACAACAUUAUCACCUUCUAUAAAGUACAAACUGUUUACUACCAAAGAUAUUUUUAGUUUGCCUAAUCUUAAAGAAGAAAAACGUGUACGACAGCAACAAAAUGAUAUUCAUUUGAUAGUAUUAACUCAUGGUAUACACGGUAGUAUGUUGGAUCAAUUGUAUUUGAAAGAAUCAAUCGAAGAGUUAUAUCCUAAAGAUAAUCAUAACAGGGUUAUUGUUUACACGUCUGAUGUGUUGCACAUUUAUACGGAAGAUGGUAUUGAAGAAUGUGGUGAAAAGUUGGCAAAGAAAAUUUUAGAUUACAUUGAUAUAACGAAUGAUAACAGCGAUGAUGAUAACAGCGAUGAUGGUGGAAAUAGUGAUGGCAGAUCAAGGACAUUUUCUCCAACCAUUUCCAAAAUUUCUUUUAUAGGUCAUUCUUUGGGUGGAUUAAUCAACGUAUUUGUAGUCGGAUAUUUGUAUACCGUAACUUGUGGAAAAUUUUUUGAUAACAUCAAACCUAUACAUUUCAUAACAAUUGCAAGCCCAUGGCUCGGAUCUAGUGAACACCCAUGGUAUGUGAGAUUAGGCAUGAAGUUUGGUGUGCUUGGUCAGACCGGUAAAGAUUUGGCUUUGGUGCCAAGAUCAAGGGAACAACAGAAUAAAGCAAGCGGUGCCGUAGAAGAAAAUACCGAAGGCGGGGAAGACGAACCUUUGCUCUUGGCUCUUGCAAAACCAACCUCAGAGUCUCAUAUCGCUCUAGCAAAAUUCCAAUACCGUACAAUCUACUCAAAUAUUGCUAAUGAUGUACCGCAUGUGAGAAUUUCAUUAUCUCCACCUGACGUCUCAUCAGACCAUAUAGACAGAAGUAUAAAAAACUCUUAUUCAUCUAUUUUACAUGAUAAGAUUUAUACACCAGAUGAAAUUUCAUCACAAUUUUUGUCAUCAUCUAACGAUAAUGAUAAUAAUUCAAUCGAAGAGAAGAUUGCAAGAUGUUGGCAUUCUGAUAUGAGUUGGCGUAAAGUUAUUUUGUAUAUAGAAGGUGAUGCUCAUACUAAUGUGGUUGUUAGAAGAAAAUGGCUAAAUGUUGCUGGUUGGAAAGUCAUUCAACAUUUAUUAGAUCAACAUAAAUUUUAA